GAAAUUUAGGUCUCAACAGGGAAACAGGGAAGAAAAUUCAAAAUGUUCCAAAAUCUAGGGAAAUUUUGACCAACGGACUCACACCCUUCAUCCGCAGUCCCCACCCUUGUCCUCCUCCCAUCCUCUUCACCCGUCAUCCGUACAAUAAUUAUUUGUAUUAAUUUUUAUCAAUUAUUUAUUGUUUCCAUUCCCUCUCAAUUGAAUUUCAAUCCACUUCUGAGGUCUCUCUCGAUCACUAUAUCCUUCCUCUACCGUUCACUCUUCCUUCCCUCAUCCCCAAACAGCGUCAUGACUUGUACGAGACCCGUACACCGUCCCUUCCCUUUCCUCCCUCGCCCUUGCUAGCUAGCUGAACCUGUAUUCUACGAGACCGAUAGAGACCCGUAUUCACCCAGUGUCAUGACACGUAUGAGAUCCGUAUAUCGUCCCUCCCCUUCCUUCCCUCGCCCCUGCUUGAUAGCUGAACGUGUAUUUCUACGAGACAGAGACGCGUAUUCACCCUGUCCGCUUCCUACGAGUCCAGUAUUACGAAUCUGCCUCCCUCAGUCUUUCAUACACUGUCGCUCAGCUCAGUUAGGUCUGGAAGUCUCUGAAGGAUUCUAUUACUGGAAAGAUUUAUGCAUUGCACACUAGAGUCUCUGCUGUCUUGCAUACCAUUCUUGAGUUGUACAUGAAGCCAAGUGUCUUAGAAUCAACACCAUUAUCAGCUGUCAGGGUAAAAGACCCAAACAAUUUCGUUAAAUUGGAAGAGCUAUAUCUUGGAGGACGAAUAACUGCAUCCCUUCAGAAAUACCAAAACCUUGACAAGCAGCAACUGGACACGUUCUAGUUGAGAUGUCUGGACUUUUACAUAGAAGGAGCCUCUCAAAUUUUGCAAAGGUUUAAUCUCAGUGAUUCUGUAUUUACAAAUCUCAAGGCUCUAGAUCCACAAAGUGUACUGAUGAAGACAAUUCCCUCUGUUGCCCCCCUAGCUGCUCAGUUUCCUAACUUGGUGUCUGAAAAUGACUUAUAUGAGAUAGACGGUGAAUGGCGUUUACUGAAAAACACUGAACUGAAUGUAGAACCUGAUAUUAAUGUAUACAAGUUCUGGCAAAAGGUUGGAGACUUGAAAAAAGGUGAUGAUUCCCCAUUAUUUUCACUACUAGGAAAUUUCAUGAAAAAACUGUUGUGUCUUCCUCACUCAAGUGCAAGUGUUGAAAGGGUGUUUUCUCAAGUGAAUUAAUGAAGACCAAAGUUCGUAAUUCAUUGAACACAGAAUCGCUAAAUGGAAUGCUUCAUGCAAGGAAAAUUUUUGAAAAUUCAUCAGCUCACAGUUUCAAAGUUACACCGGGGCACUUGGAACUUAUGACAGCUGACAUCUACAAAACUUCAGAUCUACAGGAAUAGCAAUCAUUCUAGUGCUGCUUGGGAGAAGGCCGAGACAACGUUGCUGCGUCAGGGAAUGAACCAGUGGCCGUCACCCCAGAGAGCAGCCCUCGACAAGUGUGUGUUCUCCUGUCGUGGCUGCAAUGCAGAGAACAGAUAUGGAGAAAGAUUCUGUAUGGUGGCAACGUUACGUAAUCAUUGUUGGAAUGAUCAUCAUCGGUCUCGGUCCUACAGCAUUCCUUAUGGUUGCUUUUAUGUACGAGUCUCUCACAGGAUCCACUACUUUGGCCCUCUUCUCCAUCAGCUGUCUGUGCACCAUGACAGCCUACUUAAUUACCCAAACAUACCUUCGCCCGCGCCCACCACACCAUGCACCGCUAACACAGACUGAGGACGUUGAGAGCGGCCAAGGCGAUGCAUCCUCGGAGGAUGCUCCCCCCAUUUACGAGACCGUGGUGGCCAAGCCACCACCUUACGACAGUUUGUACGAGAGCUGCAACUUGCCAGUCUGUGGAGGGGAUGACGAAGAGGCUGAGCCAGGUGUGAGCGACGGCUCCAAAGAUUCUGACUUGCCCACCUAUACACAGGCAGCACAAGCCCUAACACCUGUCUGAUCGUCAAUGUUUAAGCAAUUUUGCUAAGGAAUUUCAGUGUUACUUACUGAUGGUCGUGAAUCAGGCUUGUAGUUUCUCUCAGAAUGGAUCUGUUUGGAUAUUCAUUGUUAACAAGGAAAUCCAAGUUAUGGUCUAACUUUCAAAUCACUUCAGAAUAUCUUGUCUAUGACAACCUGUGCACCACAGAGAGACAGAACCAAGUGGAGACAUGAUGUCUCCACGAACUAUUUUGCUAGUGAAGUGAAAAAAAGUCAGACCACGAUAGAAGCAUCAUUUUGUUUGUGAUUAAGAAAAACAUAAGCCGCAGCUCUAUCAUCUUACUUCAUAAUCAUUCACGAAUCAUGACUGCAAAGCACCUUAGAAGUCUGACAUGUGAGGUAUGACUUGGUAGCAAUGAUAUGUUGAUAUUGAAUGCUGGAGAUAGAUAAAUGUUGUGAAUAUAUACAUAAAAUGUGUGUGUGUGUGUGUGUGUGUGUGUGUGUGGAUGGAUGGGUAGGUGGAUGUUAGAGUUCGUGCACUCUCAUCCGCCUCCUCCACUUUCCCUCAGCGCUCAUGUGGUUUACUUGGGCAGAACAUGUUGGCUGUAUCAUUUGCAUCCUUCCGCUACUGAUCUGAUGGGCUGAUGGUGAACUCGAAUAUGGUGUGCGUGGAUCUUCAUUAUUUAGUUAUUCUAUGAAGAAAAAGUCCCAUUGCACUCAUAUAAAUGCCUGUGGAAAGGCUGUUCAUUGCACCAUAGAAUAACGAGUUUGGAGGAGUGCAGUGAAGGACUGUAGACUGGCUGUCAGAAGACUGACACGAUCCACAAUAAUGUGUAAUGUGUUUUCAGAUUCUGGUCAUCUAAUUCACAAAAGAGAAACGUAAAAUUUUAUUCGUAACGAAUUUGUAGAGUAACGUUAUUGGAAUAUUAUAUGAUAUUAUAAUAUUCAGUGAGAAGGAGCAGGUUCCUUUGAAAUUGGUGUAUGUAGACUCACUCAUAACAUGGCAAUAAUUAUGAAGUAUACUAUUUCAUAGCCAUAAAUUGUUGCUUAGUAAAUGAAAGUUUUGUUCAGCAUCCAUGCAUGAAUAUGCUGGUUUGUAACUACGUCAGGCUUAGGUCGUGUUACAUGUUACAGGGGCCGCCGUGAUACAGUGGAUCCGUGCGUGCUUUGGGGUCCGAGGGGUCUCCAAGCGCACGGGUUCGAAUCCUGUCUACGGUCUGAGUGUAGGUUGGGCUUCCUCACUCGGGGCAACGGUUUCCUAGCGGGUGGGCUUUGAAAUAGGAGGUAGCCUUAAUAAGUAUCCCCUUUAGCCCAUAAACUCCCGUGAAAAGCCCACAUGGUAUAAAAAAAAAAAAAGGUCACGUGUAGAGGGUGCCGAAUGAUUUCGUACACAUCGUCACAUGAUAAUGAUGUAUCAAUAUGUUAUCAAUGACAGAGAAAAAUCAUCAUAUCAAAUUUCUCGUUGAGUUUACAAAACCUCAGAAUCAACGUGAAGGUAAAUAGAAAUGUGUAUUGCACCAAACAGAUGCAGUAUUUUUUUUUUUUUUUUUUAUUUCUCAUGAUUUGGGUAUAAAAUAUGAUUUCUUACAAAUUUCAAAAGUGCUGCAACAUUAGACAUUUGGUACACUGAGAUGAGACACAUACAUAUACGAACCCAAAACUUUAUGUUAUCGCAAUAAUUCAUUUCUGAAUGUACUAAAAAUAACUUUGUAAGAGUUGAAAUAAACCGUGACUACUAUCAA
Portunus trituberculatus (swimming crab) is the source of this 3699-nucleotide messenger RNA. RefSeq lists its product as uncharacterized. Bases 1509 to 1979 code for a protein of 156 amino acids. The transcript has 3 exons. The record is from RefSeq and is a predicted model, not a curated record. NCBI's taxonomy places the organism in Eukaryota, Metazoa, Arthropoda, Malacostraca, Decapoda, Portunidae.